Molecule: messenger RNA, 237 nt
Organism: Funneliformis geosporum
Lineage: Eukaryota; Fungi; Glomeromycota; Glomeromycetes; Glomerales; Glomeraceae
Source: the annotation of a GenBank genome assembly
AUGGUUGAUUUUCUCCGAAAGGUAGAUAUAGAAGUUUCUGUUAUGGAAUUCGUUCUUAAACCUGAAGAUACUAUGAUAUUACUAUUCCAAACAGUGAAGAUGAGUUCUUCUAUUGUUAAAGCAGAGGAGAUAUCAGAUAUAUCUAAUGCUUUAAUUAUCAAUCAUGAGACUGCUAAAUUAUUGGAGAAUAAGCCAAAGAAGACUUUAGAAGAGAUGAGUUCUUUAGACCGCUUAUAG